CUCCACCUUCUCGCUCGCGCUCUACAGGAUCCAUGUCGCUCCGGAUGCUGAUCCCGCUUCUCACCUUUGGUGCGCUCGCCUCUGCUGCGCCGGUCGAGCGGGCACUUGCAGACGACAGCUGCACUGCCAAGUGGCCUGACAGCUACUGCACAGGAGACGAUACUUGCCACGGACACCCGAAAACGAAAUGCGGCGGGGCCUCGCCAGCUCCAACUCCGCCGUCUGAUCCGGCGGGCACCCUCUUCCUUCUGUUCGAGGCGCUCGGCGAAGGCAUCUCGGACUGGCAUGCUUUGCCAGACUCGUCCGCAUUCGGCAAGGUCGGCAUCAACGUGCCCAACUUCUUGAAGGGAUCCUAUAGCAUUGAGCUCUGGUCGCAGGUCGAGAGCCAAGUUUCGACUCCCACGGAGCGCUGGUUGAACAUCUACUUUGGCAAAGACGCCUUGCCCGCCCUUGCGCAGUGCAACUUCGCCGCCAACGACACGGCGCACAAGGCUUGCUCUGCAGCGCUCGCGGAUUACAUCGACGCCGAGUACGCCGGCGCAGACCUCACGGGCAUCUCUUUCGACGACGAGGUUGGUGACCCGAGGUUCAUCGUUGCAGCCAUGGAAAGCUACGCUGCCGACCACGGCCUCCUCCUCGGCUGGAGCCAAACCCUGAAGGCCAUGGAGAGGGAAUCACCGCGCGGCCUGGGCAGCACGAAGUGGGACUACAGCUGGGGCCAAGCAUACACGGACGACACUACUCUGCUCUAUGCCGCGAAGGGUUGCGCUGCGUCGGGCGACUUUUGGGAUCUCGUCGCGAAGAGCCACCCGGUGGCUAAUCACUGGUGGAGCGAGCACAUGGUGCCCAUGGUGUGCGGCGGGGGCAACUGCCAAGAGCCACCCGCGAGCUACCGUGCGGGCGACGAGUGCGUCGACGAGCGACUCUCGCCUGCAGCGCUCGACGCCCUGUUUGCAGCGCGGGCUGGGUUCGCAAACGCCGCCGUAUGGUACGGGGCGGUUGCGGCUGAGACCGGCGGGAUCGACGGAAACACCUGCUACCUCUCCGCCGCCAAGGGCGACUGGAAGAAGGGCUGCGUUGAGGACGGAAUUGCGUACAAAAAGAAGGCGUGAAACGUUGUCUUGCUGCGUACUUGAACAUGGUCCAUUGUUUGCAGCACUCUGUUCAUUAGCUCCUCGUCUCUGCGUGCCCUUGUCCAUUGUUUGCCGCACUCUGUUCAUUAGCUCCUCGUCUCUGCGUGCCCUUGUCCGUUGUUUGCAGCACUCUGUUCAUUAGCUGCUCGUCUCUGCGUGCCCUUGUGCUUGUCCAUUGUUUGCAGCACUCUGUCCAUUAGCUCCUCGUCUUUGCGUGCCCUUGUUUGCAAUUCUCUUAGCUCUGACGAGGGAGUUUUGUUGUACAUUUCUUUUUCUCAGUGUUAGUGCCAGUGCGCGCCAGUCCCGUGCCCAGUGUCGUGAGAGGAGCUUGUGAAAUUCUUUCGUUCUCGUCGCGUGUGGCGUGAAUCGUGCUGUGCUACGCGGCUGCCUGUGCGACCGGGCAGUAAAAUUCUUUUUCUCGAGAGC
Emiliania huxleyi CCMP1516 is the source of this 1559-nucleotide messenger RNA. RefSeq lists its product as hypothetical. The record is from RefSeq and is a predicted model, not a curated record. The coding region runs from base 33 to 1112 and encodes 359 amino acids. Lineage: Eukaryota; Haptophyta; Isochrysidales; Noelaerhabdaceae. The transcript has 2 exons.